CUAGGAUCGAAUAGAAGCGACACUGACUCUCGUCUGCGGUACUUUGCCACAGUGACCAUUCGUCCAACCUAUCUCAACCAUGAGCGACAACAAGUUCUCUGGCACAUUGCCAGACGAGAAUUCCUCGGAGGCCGAGACAUACGAUGCUGUCUGUCACUGCGGAACGGUCGAAUACUCGGUGACGCUUACGCCUCCUCUACCUAAACAGAAGGUCGUAUCGUGUAAUUGCUCCAUCUGUUCGCGAAACGGCUACUUGCUCGUGUAUCCGCUACGAGCACAGUUCAAUCUGAAGAGCGGCGACGCCGCUCUUAAGACGUACUCCUUUGGGAAAAUGAGGAAUCAUCACAAGUUCUGCGGUCGAUGUGGGAGCAGCGUCUUCUUCGACCCCAGGCUUAUCGAACUGGGGGAUGGAUCACCGGAUCUGUUAGGAGUUAAUGUCCGCAUGUUCAAGAAUGUUAAACUGGACGAGCUGGAGAUUGUGCAAUACGACGGGAAGAACCAAAUGCCUGACGUAAGCAACGUAUCUCAUCUACAAUGAAAACAAUCCACCAUAUCCAGUAAACUCUCUGUAGCCUUAUUUCUGUAAUUAUUAUCUGUAAAUUUGCGAUAGGUUUAA
Messenger RNA from Aaosphaeria arxii CBS 175.79, 616 nucleotides. RefSeq lists its product as uncharacterized. The transcript is spliced from 2 exons. The record is from RefSeq and is a predicted model, not a curated record. NCBI's taxonomy places the organism in Eukaryota, Fungi, Ascomycota, Dothideomycetes, Pleosporales. Gene Ontology annotation, molecular function: carbon-sulfur lyase activity. Bases 80 to 538 code for a protein of 152 amino acids.